Penicillium verrucosum is the source of this 327-nucleotide messenger RNA. RefSeq lists its product as uncharacterized. The transcript has a single exon. NCBI's taxonomy places the organism in Eukaryota, Fungi, Ascomycota, Eurotiomycetes, Eurotiales, Aspergillaceae. The record is from RefSeq and is a predicted model, not a curated record. Bases 1 to 327 code for a protein of 108 amino acids.
AUGCCCGAUAAUGUUUGUUUAGGUGCUAAGCAUCGAUCCCCUGGUUUCGGAUCGUGCGACUUGGAACCUGCCGUUAUUGCUGGUCAGCACCACCCUCAAGCUGUCGAUUCUAGAAACACUACCCAGACUAGAGAGCUUCCAAUCACUGAAACAACCGAUACCGCAAUCCUCGACGAGCAUGCCUUUCCAGGUGGUGAGCAGAUCCAAACAACGGAAAUUGCCACCGGCAUCGCAACAUAUCUAGACAGUGGAGUGCUCCCACUCUCUAAAUCAAGAUCCACCUCUUCAAUUCAGACGACAAAUUGCAAAGGGAACGGCGAUUCCUAG